UAUAAGGACCUGGGCUACCGUGGUUAGAAAUCAAUCAUGGCAGAAGAAUUGAAGGUCUUUAGGACAUGGUCAAGUCGAUUUUCUUUAAGGGUCGUUUGGGCGCUUCAACUCAAGGGCGUUCCUUUCGAGACCAUAUACGAAGAUCUCUCCAAUAAGAGCUCUUUGCUUCUCCAGUACAAUCCUAUCUAUGAGAAGGUUCCGGUGCUUGUGCACAAUGGAAAGCCAUUAGCCGAGUCGCUUGUGAUUCUUGAAUAUAUUGAGGAGACCUGGAAGCAGACUCCCUUACUUCCUCAAGAUCCUUUUGAACGAGCCACCGCACGCUUUUGGGCAAGAUUUGGAGAUGAUAAGGUUUUACCUUCCGUAUGGAAUGCUUUUAUCAAGCAAGGGAAGGAGCAAGAGGAAGCAAUGGUCUCAGCCCAGGAGAACUUGAAAUAUUUGGAAGAAGAGCUAAGAGGGAAAAAGUUCUUCAGUGGGGAGAAAAUUGGACUUGUAGAUCUUGCGUUUGGUUGGAUUGCUAAUUUGGUUGAUGUACUUGAGGAGGUAAAGGGUGUGACAUUGAUAGAUCAUGAAAACCAUCCCCUGUUAUUGGCAUGGAAGCAGAAUUUCAUGGAUGCUCCAAAAAUCAAAGAAAGCUGGCCAUCUCGAGACAAGCUGAUCACCAGAUACCAUGCUAUGCUUGAAGCCUACACUGCAAAAGAGGCGGCAGCGAAAUGAAAUUGUUUGCCAAGGCCUUCUCUUGAUGUGCCUCUGUGUUGCAGUCCCUAAACGGCAGAGCAAUUGACAUGUUUGAGUUGCUUUACAAGUGUUCGCUUGUUACCUGAAACAUGUUUGCCAAUAAAGGAUUUAUUGUUAUGGAUUAUGCUUAUAAACA
Molecule: messenger RNA, 871 nt
Organism: Alnus glutinosa
Lineage: Eukaryota; Viridiplantae; Streptophyta; Magnoliopsida; Fagales; Betulaceae
Product: probable glutathione S-transferase
Exons: 2
Coding region: 37-714 (225 amino acids)
Biological process (GO): glutathione metabolic process
Cellular component (GO): cytoplasm
Molecular function (GO): glutathione transferase activity
Source: RefSeq, a predicted model, not a curated record